CUGCAGAGUAGGACGGACCGCGCGUGCGCAGGGCUAAGGCGCGCCCCGGGCGGCCGUUAACAUGGCGACUGUCGCUGAGCUCAAGGCGGUUUUAAAGGACACCUUGGAAAAGAAGGGGGUCCUAGGGCAUUUAAAAGCAAGGAUCCGAGCUGAAGUAUUCAAUGCCCUGGAUGAUGAUUGUGAACCUCGACCAUCAUUGUCUCAUGAAAACCUCUUAAUUAAUGAGUUAAUUCGGGAGUAUUUAGAAUUCAACAAAUACAAGUACACAGCAUCUGUUCUUAUAGCAGAAUCUGGUCAACCUGUAGUUCCACUGGACAGACAGUUUCUCAUCCGUGAACUAAAUGCCUUUGAAGAAUCAAAGGAUAACACAAUGCCUCUUUUAUAUGGAAUUUUAGCUCACUUCUUGCACGGCAACAAGGAUGGUGUUCAAAACACAUUCCUGAAAGAAUCUUCACUUCAGCCUCCAAACCCAGAUCUUGGCAGACAGCCAAAUGGAAGAAAACAAGCAGAUGGUCACCUGGGCAAGGAAAAGAGAACGAGCCCCAGUAUUGAAGAGCUUCAUGCUUCCCAAACAGUGAAGAGAUGACACGUCCAUCAGGACAUCUUUUAUCUUAACAUUAUGCAUAUUGAAUAACUUAUUUAUUAUCUCAACAUUAGCAGUAUGCACUGUUAUUUGUAUUUUGUAGAAAUUUGAGUUUCUGCAAAACACUUAAACCCCCUUGUUUCACUGUACUUGUGAAUAAAAGCUAACUGUCAUCUGCUUUACUGGAUGUGACUGGAAAGAAAAACCAUUGGUUUUAAGAUAUAUUUUAAAGAUCUUUAAAUUUCAGUAAUCAGUACAUUCUUCUUUCUUUUUGGUACUAGGAG
This is a messenger RNA of Octodon degus (degu), 867 nucleotides long. RefSeq names its product FGFR1OP N-terminal like (gene Cep20). Gene Ontology annotation, biological process: microtubule anchoring; cilium assembly. Gene Ontology annotation, molecular function: protein binding. The transcript has 5 exons. The record is from RefSeq and is a predicted model, not a curated record. Gene Ontology annotation, cellular component: motile cilium; centrosome; ciliary basal body. NCBI's taxonomy places the organism in Eukaryota, Metazoa, Chordata, Mammalia, Rodentia, Octodontidae. The coding region runs from base 62 to 586 and encodes 174 amino acids.